AAACUCGAUUUGAUUGAAGUUGUUAAGUUAAAUUUAUUUAUAAUUUAAAAUUAUUUAAUUAAAACCCUUGAUCGAACCUGGAUUUGAUUAGCAGUUUGAGAGUGUUAACAGUAAAAACCUCAGUUCCCAAAUUGAACAUGCCAAAUUCUGCUGUAAGAUGCAUGGCAGAUUGCUCCUGAAAAUGAACGCCAGUGAAAUGCUCUCAUCUACAUCAAUCUUCCGUCUCCAAAUUCGUGCCUUUUCUGCCAAAUUUCGAUCCUACAGAAAUUUCGAUAGAAAUCGCACCACAAACAGCAACAGAGGAAUACUCGGCUGCAGUUCCGAUACGACGCCGAUUCGUUCGAUUUCAUCGGCGACAACCGCGAUCAUGGGGUCCGAUGAAGCUAGGGUUCCUCCUGCUAUUCCGCCGCCCACUCCUCCUGUCACCAAGUUCAAAAUCGCUCUGUGCCAGUUAUCGGUGACCGCUGACAAGGAAAGAAACAUUGCUCAUGCUCGUCAAGUAAUUGAGGAGGCUGCAGGAAAGGGUGCUCAACUGAUUCUUCUUCCUGAAAUAUGGAAUAGUCCAUAUUCAAAUGAUAGUUUUCCAGUAUAUGCAGAGGAUAUUGAUGCUGGUGGGGAUGCAUCUCCUUCAACUGCAAUGUUAUCCGAACUUUCUCGUAGUCUACAGAUCACCAUCAUUGGUGGGUCCAUACCCGAGCGAAGUGGUGAGAAGUUGUAUAAUACCUGUUGUGUCUUCGGUACAGAUGGCAAGCUUAUGGCUAAGCACAGAAAGAUUCAUCUCUUCGAUAUUGAUAUACCUGGCCAAAUGACCUUUAAAGAAUCAAAUACUCUCACGGCAGGGGAGACCCCCACCAUCGUGGACACAGAUGUUGGACGUAUUGGUAUAGGUAUAUGUUAUGACAUCCGAUUCCAAGAGCUAGCAGCAAUAUAUGCAGCCAGAGGUGCCCAUCUGCUCUGCUAUCCUGGGGCUUUUAACAUGACUACCGGCCCUCUUCAUUGGGAGUUAUUGCAGCGAGCAAGAGCAGCAGAUUGUCAGCUGUACGUGGCAACUUGUUCACCAGCCAGAGACUGCGGUUCUAGUUAUGUGGCUUGGGGGCAUUCGACUCUUGUUGGGCCGUUUGGUGAAGUUCUUGCAACCACGGAACAUGAUGAGGCUAUUGUUAUAUCAGAGAUUGAUUAUUCGCUUAUCGAGCAAAGAAGAUCAUAUCUUCCAUUUCAGAGGCAACGCCGAGGGGACCUUUACCAGCUUAUCGAUAUUCAGCGGCUGAGUUCCACAAAGACGAGUUGAGGGCUUUUUUUCAUUUUACUCGGAGCAAAACAUCCAACCAACUGAGUUAAGUUUGGCAAUCCACACGAGUUAGGCAGAUAUAUCGAAAAGUAACGAAAAGUAAAUGCUUCUUUCUCGUAGUUCAAUACAGUACAGCCAUUUUGUGAAAAUAAUUUACUCCCAAAGAAUGUUCCCUUUUUUUUCUUUUUUUUCAAUUAAUCGACGUGCUUAAUUGCCUUCGGUUGAGGGAAAUGGCAGAAGACAUGUUUUCGUGCAGUCUCAUGGUAGUGCUGGUUCAUGCUCAAACUACACUACUUCAUAAAAUUUAAUUCCCCUGUCUGCUUGUACUAGAAAUAGAUAUUUCAACUUUGGAGCAUCUGUGAUUUAAAUUCUGAGUCUGACCUUUCAAACUAACACUGUCUUUUUUAGAGGCAGUAGAAUUUUUUU
This is a messenger RNA of Erythranthe guttata (spotted monkey flower), 1714 nucleotides long. Its product is annotated as omega-amidase, chloroplastic. Gene Ontology annotation, cellular component: mitochondrion. The record is from RefSeq and is a predicted model, not a curated record. Gene Ontology annotation, molecular function: omega-amidase activity. NCBI's taxonomy places the organism in Eukaryota, Viridiplantae, Streptophyta, Magnoliopsida, Lamiales, Phrymaceae. Gene Ontology annotation, biological process: L-glutamine metabolic process; oxaloacetate metabolic process.